AUGGGCGAGUUUGGCCCCCGAAAAUGUGGCCAGAGCGCCUCCCAGCCGGAAAUAACCAUAGAGCUGAUCCGGGGAGAUAACGGCACGGACCGGAAGCUCACUCACUUCCGGCGGUGCUCACCCCUUUCCGUUCCGUCGCGCUCACUUCCUGUCCGACCCCUUCCCCUUCCGGCCCCGGUGAGUCCCAAAAUCGCCGCGUUUUACCCCAAAAUCGCCGCGUUUCGCCCCAAAACACGACGGGGGAGGGGAGGGGAGCUUCGCCCUUCGCCAGGGCCCGGCGCGUUCCUCCCGGUCCCUCUCACAGCCCCGAUUUCCCCCCUUUUCCCCCCAAAAUCGCUCCGAGCGCGCCUUUUUCCCGUUUUCCCCCGUUUUUCACCCCAAAAGGGGCGGGUGCGGCUCAAGCUCGAGGCUGCUUUGGGUCAGACCGGGUUCGGUUUGAGUCCAUUUAGGUCAGUUUGGGUCGAUUUGGGCCAAUUUGGGUUAAUUUGGGCCAAUUUGGGUCAAUUUGGGUCGAUUUGGGCCAAUUUGGGCCAAUUUGGGUCAAUUUGGGCCAAUUUAGGUCAAUCCAGGCUCGAUUUGGGUCAAUUUGGGCCGAUUUCGGUCAAUUUGGGCUCAAUUUGGGCCAAUUUCGGUCAAUCUGGGCUCAAUUUGGGUCAAUUUGGGCCAAUUUGGGCCAAUUUCGGUCAAUCCGGGCUCGAUUUGGGUCAAUCCGGGCUCAAUUUGGGUCAAUUUGGGCCAAUUUGGGCCGAUUUCGGUCAAUCCGGGCUCGAUUUAAGUCAAUCCAGGCUCAUUUUGGGUCAAUCCAAGGCCGAUUUGGGUCAAUUUGGGCCAAUUUCGCUCACUCCAGGCUCAUUUUGGGUCAAUCCAAGGCCAAUUUGGGUCAAUUUGGGUCAAUUUGAGCCGAUUUCGCUCACUCCAGGCUCAUUUUGGGUCAAUCCAAGGCCAAUUUGGGUCAAUUUGAGCCGAUUUCGCUCACUCCAGGCUCAUUUUGGGUCAAUCCAAGGCCAAUUUAGGUCAAUUUGGGCCAAUUUCGCUCACUCCAGGCUCAUUUUGGGUCAAUCCAAGGCCGAUUUGGGCCAAUUUGGGUCAAUUUGAGCCGAUUUCGCUCACUCCAGGCUCAUUUUGGGUCAAUCCAAGGCCAAUUUGGGUCAAUUUGAGCCGAUUUCGCUCACUCCAGGCUCAUUUUGGGUCAAUCCAAGGCCGAUUUGGGUCAAUUUGAG
Messenger RNA from Corvus hawaiiensis (hawaiian crow), 1220 nucleotides. RefSeq lists its product as uncharacterized. NCBI's taxonomy places the organism in Eukaryota, Metazoa, Chordata, Aves, Passeriformes, Corvidae. The record is from RefSeq and is a predicted model, not a curated record. Bases 1 to 1095 code for a protein of 364 amino acids. The transcript is spliced from 5 exons.